Molecule: messenger RNA, 651 nt
Organism: Adineta steineri
Lineage: Eukaryota; Metazoa; Rotifera; Eurotatoria; Adinetida; Adinetidae
Source: the annotation of a GenBank genome assembly
AUGUCGACAUUAGCAAGUCAAUUACGAGAAAGUUUAGUAUAUGUUAAUAGAUAUUGCUUAAUACCCGUAUUUAUAUUAGGUAUCAUAGGUAAUAUAGCUAAUAUGAUAGUAUUUUGUCAAGGUCGAUUGAAAAAUAAUGGAUGUUCAUUAUAUUUUCUUAUUGUUUCAUUGAUUAAUAUAUUUAUUCUUUGUUUUGGUUGUGUUGUUCGUAUAGUAAUUACAUUAAGUGGAUUUGACUCGAGUCAUUUUUCAUUAUUUUUCUGUAAAUGUCGUGUUUAUUUUUUUAUAGCUGGUCUUGGACUAUCUCGAUUUUAUCUAUGUUUAAUAUGUAUUGAUCGAUGGUUAGUUACAUCGUUAAAUGCACGAACUCGUCGUUUAAGUAAUGUGAAAACUAUUCGACGAAUCAUUCUUGUUAGUACGAUUAUUUGGCUUUUAUUUCAUCUUCAUGUAGCAAUUGGAUUUCGUAUAGAAAUCAGUGCUUAUGUUCCAUCAUCAGAUGGAUUUUAUUCCACAUUUUAUUUAAUUACUGAUCUUGGUUUUUCAAUUAUUCCAUUUAUUAUCAUAAUUUUAUUUAUCAGUUUUCGAUGUUUUUUUGACCCUGCGGACAAACACCCUAGUUUCCGUGCUGCCAACUCAUCCUUUCAGGAUUGA